GUAAAACUUAGUCAGUAAUUGAAGCCGAUGAAAAAGAGUUAGAUUUAAGUGGUUCAUAGAACCAUGAGUGCAGUAUAACUAGACCUAGGCUUAAUUCGUUUUCGAAAUGAAGUUGUUCGGAGACAGCUGUAAAAGUUUUCAAUUUGUAUCCGAUAAUCAGCCCGGAAAACGUUUGCUCAAAUUGGGAGAUCUUGCUUUAGUUGGUUCGAAAUAGACAAAAAACCGCAGGAAAGCACUAAAGAUGAGCUGGUCUCCAAGAAAACUUCCACCUCUUUCAUCAGGCCUGGUUUCGAGCGACAAGUAAGGAUUCAGUAAAUGAAGCAAAUAGAAAAAGCAGUACGGUAUCGUUUGUUACCGUGUUGUAUGGGAGCGAGCCCAUAGGAUACCGAAUAAAGUGAGAGUCAUUCUGGUGAGGAAUCUUGCGGCAAUAAGAAGUCAGCUAGCAUCACAAGAUGCGGCGGAUGCCUACCUUGUUACAAUCACCACUUCGGAGAGUGGUGGUUGCAUUUUUAGUUGCAUAUCUAGCUGCACCUUCGUACACAGCAGAACUGUGGUGUGUCGAAAAUGACUACAAAGUAAGGUCAGAGGAAAUAAUUAGCGAUUUCAUGUGCCGAACAGACACGAAUGAAACGAUUAUCCAGCAGUGCAACAGAUACAACCCACCUUUUUCAAAUUGUAGUCAUCAGUCUUUCAAACACUCACUGGAGCGAAUCAAACAGUUUUUCAACGAUGACGACUAUUUCAACAUAAAGGUUUCGGCACCUGGUCCAUGGGAUGAGAGAUUUUGCUACGGAUCUGACAGGAUUUUUUUCAAAUUGAACGAAAAGAAGCAGCGAUUUAUAAUAAACUACAUAAUAGAUAAGCACAACAGUACCGAGUUUUGGCUGCCGGCACGUUCGCAAAAUUACAACCCAGCCCAAUGGAGGAUACCUGGUGAGCUAUGGGGUGAGCCCGUUAAAGUGGAUUAUGAGGAAUUGUCCCCUUACGACUGUGUCAGUGUGAAUGUUACAAUGGAUUUAAAUCCUAUGGUCGUUAUGCGAAAUUGUAGUGAUAACUUGCCAAUGUUAUGUGUUUCCCGUGAAAACCCUUUGAUACAAGCUCCAUGUGAAGUAGGCUCAGUUGCUUUAAGGAUUGUACCGAAUCAGUGCUACCGCAUAGUGCGAUAUAGACCACAUCAUCUUGUGGAAAAUCCAGACUUCUCUGAAUUGUUGAAAAACCAAGCCGCACUAUAUUUAGCCUCGUAUUCUGAAAUGGAAAGCAACGAAAUGUGUUUAGUUCAUUUUAACAGUUCCUCGAAUACCGCGAUUACCCUCAAUAACCAAGGCGGUCUCGGUACAGUAAAUGGACUCCCACGAAAUUUGACGUGCAUGAUAGAAAUGUAUAGCAUUCCGAAAUUGGAAGAGGUUGAGAUGUAUCUAUCAUUUGAACCUUCUGUAGAAUCAUUGAUUCUAACCGUGUAUAACCGUCGAGGUAUUUGGUGUGAUCAAAGCCAGCCUGAUGAUAAGCGAGACGAUCGCGAAAACAGUGAGUGCGGGAUUCGAUGUUUUACCAAUGCAGAUUAUGAACAGCUGCAGCCAGUGAAGAUCAAACAGCUCGUGUGGGAAGACAGUAAAAAGUCAAUUUAUGAACUAAAGCUUUACGGGGAUGGUCCAGGAUAUUAUUGGUGUGAAGCGCACAGUAUUUUCGAUUUCGAAUUGAUAUCAUCUCCAAAAAUUAUCGCUGCGAAAAAGCAAAAGGGACAUUAUUUCGCCUUCUUUUUCAAUCUUCCAUGCAAAUUCGUACGUUGUGAUAGGAUCAACGCGAACAUGAAAACUUACGGGAAAACAAUUCGCAUGUUGCUUAAUAACAUAAGAAAUACCCAUGGAAAUGUGGGAAAUUUCAAGGACCUUGAUAUUCACAAUGUGCGCGUCAUGUCCAUUGAAUCUCUCGAACCAGGAGUUCACCUGACAGUAUUAUGCCACGCAGCCGUUUCCUUGAAAGGUUCAUCCGUCGACAAUAGCUCCGAGGAGGAUGAUUCAGAAUAUAUUGAAGGAGUGAAAGACGACUUCGAUCGAGAUGUGCAAGUGCGUGCCCAUAUGAGACGUUUGUUGAGCAAUAUGCUUGCUAUUUCCCCAUACGGAGUAACCAAUGUCGUGAAUAGUACCAAUUAUUGCUUUUCCGAAACUUCAGCGUCGAUUAAUCGAACUUGGCAGCCUGCAGAAAUAGGGUCCUCCACUACAACUUAUAAGCUCUGUCUACUUCGCAACGGACUACCAGUAUUUAGGAAAUGUAUCGGAGACUUCCUCUAUGGAGCUACUUGGGAGCCACUUGAUCCUCGCUUUAAAUGUGCCACGCGAAUUACUCAACAGAUCAUAACUAGAGAUCUUUACGAAAUCGACCGUAAAAAAUUCGCUGAAAGUCAACCGACUGUAGCGCUAACGAGUGUUGAAACUCUGGUGAAUACGACUCAGAAAUUUAUACCUGCUGAUUUAUUCUAUCUCGGUAGAAUCAUGCAAUCUGUAGCGAAAACUAUUGAGAGUAGGGUGGAACGAGAAACAAGCAAUAAGACCGAACCGACAACCCAACUGAACGCCGUCAAUGACACUGAGAGUAUAAUACGAAUAUACAACAGCCUAAUGGAUGUCGAUCGACGAGUUUUCAAACCGGCCAUCAAACUAAACUCCACAAACAUUCUCUUGGAUGCCUUUGAAAAGAUUUUCAAUACCCUUUCCACAAGAAAUGAUACCAUUUACUCUAACGACACGCAUUCUUCAAACCACCCCGAAAUGGGGGUGAUAGUUUACAGAUCUCCGAAACUCAUUACAUAUAUAAUUGACCCAAGUGUGAGUAAUUAUUCGGGGGUAGCUCUAUACACCAACGACAAAAGCCACGAUUUUCGGGAGAGUAAAACACGCUUGCUUUUCGCCAAUACAUCGGAAUACGACCUCCUAGAUGAAGAUGAUUUAGAAAUAGCCACAUUUGUUCCGCAAAGCCUAUUAAACAGACUAGACGAGAUCCCUGCGAAAAUCAACCAAACCCUUCUCUUGGAUAGACCGCCGCUCAGAAUUGUUUUGAAAAUUUACUACAACGACAAACUAUUUCAAGAAGAUCGGGAUAUAGUCGACAACCUAGUGUUUAGUAAAAUUAUCAGUGUCUCUAUUCCAGGAUAUAAUCCGGCUUUACCUGAAAUCCUUCCCCUUUUCUUGAAAAUGUUCAAAACCAAAAGCAACGUAUCCUCAGAUAGUUGCCGAUAUUGGAACUACUCCACUUGGGCCGAUGAUGGGUUAGAAUUUCUAGCCAAGUCUAGCACGGAUAACGACGUUGUACUGUGCGGCUGUUCACACUUAACUCCCUUUGCCUAUCUAGUCGGUGGUUCGUAUAAUCUCUCAGUUACAGCUGAUCAUGUAAUAAUUACAGAACUUCACAAAGAAGCUCUCGACAUGAUUACAAUCCUAGGGUGCUCGCUGUCCCUUGUAGGCAUCACUGGAAUUGUUAUAACCGCAAUAAUUUUCGACAAAUGGCGUGAAAAGCCGACCUCAAAGGUGGUCUUGAAUUUCUCGAUAGCAAUCGCAUUCCAAAUGAUUCUUUUCUGUUUUGUGAACACCGAAUUACUCACAGUGCAUCUUUUAGAAAAUCAAAUAUUCUCCAGCUGCAUUAUCUUGGGUGCAUGCUUGCAUUAUUCAGUCCUAGUUCAGUUUUCAUGGAUGCUUAUAAUAGCGUAUUUGCAAUUCAAGAGGUAUGUGCAAGUCUUGGGGAACACCCGCCCUCCUCGUUUCUUCAUCAAAGCUUUUAUUCUAGGUUGGUGCAUACCAAUCGUCCCUGUUGCAGCUGUACUCAUCAUCGAUAUGCACUCGUACAUUCCCAUCGACAAUCGGGACGAAUCUCAGAUUUGCUAUCCAUCAGGGCAAGCUCUUUACUUCGGAGUCAUCCUGCCAAUAGCAGCUAUUAUAAUCGCAAAUUUAAUUAUAUUUUUGCUGGUUCUCUACAACAUUGUUCGUGGUCCCAAGGAGAAAAUCCGCUCAGUCGAUCGAAGUUCUGCCUUGUCACAGAUCCGAUUGUCAAUUCUACUAUUCUUCCUUCUCGGCUUCACUUGGAUAUUUGGGCUUUUAGCUGCGGCUAAGAUAAGUUUGGUGUUCUCAUAUCUUUUCUGUUUGACUGCUACCCUGCAAGGAUUUGUCAUGUUCAUAUACUUUAUCAUAUUAGAUCCUGUUACGAGGAGUAUGUGGUCGACUUUCAUUAAAGGAUUGUGUUGUGGUCAAAAUAAUAAAUAAGACAGUUCGUCAAAUGUUGUUCAGUAGGUGUUGCUUUACUUUUUAAGGCUGUAGAUACUACUUACUUUACGCUAUAGAUAAUUGCCGAAUAUUGUUACAGUAAGCUAGUGUUACGACCAUUAAAUAUUUAUUUUUGUAGUAGAUUGUAUUAUCAUCAAAAUUGUUUAUUUUCUAUAAUUAAGCCAUUGUACGCUUAUGAGUAUUGCCCCAGGCAAUCUUUAUUUAAA
Hermetia illucens (black soldier fly) is the source of this 4477-nucleotide messenger RNA. RefSeq lists its product as uncharacterized. The record is from RefSeq and is a predicted model, not a curated record. The transcript has 5 exons. Gene Ontology annotation, biological process: G protein-coupled receptor signaling pathway; cell surface receptor signaling pathway. The coding region runs from base 453 to 4250 and encodes 1265 amino acids. Lineage: Eukaryota; Metazoa; Arthropoda; Insecta; Diptera; Stratiomyidae. Gene Ontology annotation, molecular function: G protein-coupled receptor activity. Gene Ontology annotation, cellular component: membrane.